CCUCUCUGGACAUCAAUCGCCAAACAACACUCACCUUUUUCUUUAAUAUUCCUCCUUCAAUGGAACACAGCAAUUGCAACUCAAUCUCCUCCUCCGCCUCCGAAUUACCGGAACCUGAUAUCCAUAUCCUUACCUCCGGCGGCUUCCGAAUCCCCGCUCACUCCAGCAUAUUGGCAAUGGCGUCGCCGGUGCUGGAAAAUAUAAUCGAACAACCACGUAAGCACCGGAGCUCUGAACGAGUCAUUCCGAUUCUCGGAGUUCCAUGCGACGCCGUUUCGGCUUUAGUUGAUUAUCUCUAUUCUUCCAGGUGCAAGGAAGAGGAAAUUGCGAAAUACGGGAUUCAUUUGCUAGUAUUGUCGCACGUUUACUCGGUCCCACAGCUGAAACAGAGAUGCAGCAAGGGAGUUAGUCAACGGUUGACGGCGGAGAACGCGGUGGACGUCCUCCAACUCGCUAGGCUCUGCGACGCUCCCGAUCUUUACAUCAAGUGCAUGAAAUACAUCGCCGCCCAUUUCAAGUCCGUCGAGCAAACCGAAGCUUGGAAUUUCAUGCAGGACCAUGAUCCUUGGCUUGAACUCGAGAUUCUCCAAUUCAUCGAUGAAGAUGAAAAGAGAAAAAGGAGAAUGAGACGGCACAUGAAAGAACAGAACUUGUAUUUACAGCUAAGCGAGGCAAUGGUGUGUUUACAACACAUAUGCACGGAAGGGUGCACAAUUGUGGGGCCGUACGACGUGAAACCGGCAAAGAAACCGAGUCCCUGCAACAAAUACGCGACCUGCCAUGGUGUUCAGCUGUUGAUAAAGCAUUUCGCUUUGUGCAAGACAAGGGUUAAUGGUGGAGGGUGCUCUCGCUGCAAUCGAAUGUGGCAGCUUCUUCGACUCCAUUCUUCCAUUUGUGAUCAGCCAGACUCUUGCAGGGUUCCACUUUGCAGGCAAUUCAAAGUGAAAGCGCAACAACAAAAAAUGGGUGAUGAUGCGAAGUGGAAGCUGCUAGUGAAGAAAGUUUUAUCAGCAAAAGCUAUAUCUUCUAUAGCUUUAGCUACACCCAAGAGAAAGAGAGAAGAUGAGCUGAGGGAAACAAUGGAUACCCAUCAUCAGGUAUUGAAAAACUUUAGAUUUUUUCAGUAGAAAAAAGGAGUUCAAAAAUUCUUUGAUUCACAUAUAUAUAUCCCUAUUGCCUUUUGUAUAUGGAAGUUGUUAUGAGCCUAUCAUAUCAUCAUCUCCUUGGUUUUAGGAGAGGUUUAUGGAGUAAUCUUCUUAUGAUGGGUAGUAUGAGAGGGUUGUAGUGAUGUAAAAAAGUAUUCGCAUUUAAUAUCUAUAUUUUAAUAUAUGUAUUUGAAUUUUAAAUAUAGAAUGGAUAUUAAGUUUAGUUA
This is a messenger RNA of Gossypium raimondii (Peruvian cotton), 1372 nucleotides long. RefSeq names its product BTB/POZ and TAZ domain-containing protein 1. Gene Ontology annotation, molecular function: protein binding. The transcript is spliced from 5 exons. The record is from RefSeq and is a predicted model, not a curated record. Gene Ontology annotation, cellular component: nucleus. Lineage: Eukaryota; Viridiplantae; Streptophyta; Magnoliopsida; Malvales; Malvaceae. The coding region runs from base 60 to 1127 and encodes 355 amino acids.